This is a messenger RNA of Paramormyrops kingsleyae, 1148 nucleotides long. It is a transcript of the gene c4h14orf119, whose product is annotated as chromosome 4 C14orf119 homolog. NCBI's taxonomy places the organism in Eukaryota, Metazoa, Chordata, Actinopteri, Osteoglossiformes, Mormyridae. The record is from RefSeq and is a predicted model, not a curated record.
UAUGGUUCAUGGGGGAAAACGAAUUGGUUUUGUUUUACAAGAAACGUAGGGCCAUCGUAAAUUAUUAUGAGAGUUUGUAAUAUCGCGCAGCGCACGCCAUGCCGGCACCGGAUACGGUCAGCGCGACAUGACCCGGCGGAUCGUUGAAUGCUACCGGAUGUAGCGCAGUUCGCAGCAAUAACAUUGUUUAUCAUCUAAUAUGCCGAAAAGGGUGAUGAAAGGAGCGAUAUGAGGAGGAGCGAAAACGAACAAGGAGAUUUGGUUAUCUGAAGAGGUUUACGGUUAGUCCCCGAAAUGCAUUUGGUGCGUAAUCAGACAUCAGGAAGUAUUGUUUCAAACGAUCGGGCUACACUUCGGAACCAGCGCAAGCAGACACUUAUUUAAAUAAUACAUUUCAGAAGUACAUAAACAGAGAGAAUGUCCUGGUUCUCUCAAGUGUUACAGAGCUCCAGUGUGCAGCCGCCAUCUCUUGGCAGUGUACCUCCAACACGCACUGGUGCCUCUGCUGCUGUACGGGGCACUGCACCCACACCCGGGCAAGGCUGGCCUUUUUCUCAGCUUCCCACAGCCUCCCUCAGCCUCUCGGAAUUACCCACGCCCCCCUACUCCACAGUGCCCCCUAGCUUGGGGGAGCUGUCCAGCACUUCACUGGAACUGGGGCCAAGGGGGGACCCGGUGCCCCUCUCCUACGUGACCUUGCAAGAGCAGAGGUGUGUUCUCAGCUGGUUCCAGGGCUGGAUGCCGGCCCAGAAGGAGCGCUUCCUGCAGGAUCUGCUGUCCAAGGCCGUCCCAGGGAAGGUGUGCACCCUGCUGGAGCAGCUCAACACACUGCAGGUGCGCGAUCGCCCACCCAGCAUCUUCGAGUGUCAGCUGCGCCUGUGGUCUCAGUGGUUCGAGUCGUGGGCCGAGGAGGAGCGGAACACCUUUCUUCACAGCCUGGAGGAGCAGGACGCUGCGUUUGUUGGCCUCUUUUACAGAGCAGUGGCUGGGACUGCAGGCAGGGAAUGAGGGUGGCACUCUCUGUGGCUGGUUUUACGACAAACUUGGAGUGUCUUGCCAAUGGUGGGAAGGGACAUAAAAACAGCAAGAGAAGAAAUGACUUUUGGCCCAAUGUGACUGGAGGGGAGGGUCACGUGACAUUAUUAUUC